Messenger RNA from Rhagoletis zephyria (snowberry fruit fly), 2450 nucleotides. It is a transcript of the gene NimA, whose product is annotated as Nimrod A. The record is from RefSeq and is a predicted model, not a curated record. Gene Ontology annotation, molecular function: protein binding. NCBI's taxonomy places the organism in Eukaryota, Metazoa, Arthropoda, Insecta, Diptera, Tephritidae. Gene Ontology annotation, cellular component: membrane.
CUCAUUGAAAAUACUCAAAUUUAAAAAAUCUCGAAUUUGACGAAAAUAUCGAAAAAGUAAAAAAAAAAUUGUGCUAAACAUUAAAUCCAAUAUUAAUAAAACCAGAUAUUUCUGCAACUUUAAUAUUAAAAAAAAACACGUUGAAAACUUCCAUAUUUAUUACAUGCGCUCGAGUGCAAAGUGAUAUCCUUUCACAAAAAAAAAAAAAAACAAAUUCAGCAAAUGCCAUAAAAUGAAGCAUGUGAAAUUGAAAAACGCCAAAGGUGAUACCAACUCGAAUUUUGGUUUUGCAUUACUUUUCACUUUGAUUUGUGUGCCCUUUUGCGUUGGCGCACAAGAAAAAUUGUUGCGCAUCAACACUGACUUAACGGCGCCUACCACGGCCUCUAUAAUCGCAGGAGGAGUGGAUGUUAGUGCGCCAACUUCCUCUUUCAGCGAUGCUAGCCGACAUAAUGCUAUUCAGGGCGUUGCUUUAGAUGCUGAAUCACAUAUUUGUGUGCGCGAAGAAACUUAUUUGGAACAAUUGAAGACACCCUCGAUGCAGCCAGUGCGCAUACGCAGCUCACAAUGGUGUAUGGAAUUUCCGCCACGUUGUUCCAGUUAUAAGACCGAAAUGCGUGAAAUGGUGCAGAUAAAGAAUGUCACAAAAACCCGCACUAUUCGCUUUUGCUGCGCUGGCUAUGAGGGGAAUAUCUCCAUCAACGAUACAGUUUGCAAGCCUGUGUGUCGUGGCGGUUGUGGGCGCGGCUUUUGUCAGACGCCAGAUGUGUGCAGCUGUGAGGCGGGAUAUACCGGAACGCAUUGUACACAAAGAUGUGAUCACGAUCACUGGGGAGAUGAAUGCAAGCAACAGUGCAAAUGUCAAAAUGGCGCGGUUUGCGAUAAUAAAUCUGGCAUCUGUCACUGCACCACAGGCUGGACUGGCGAGUUUUGCGAGCUACCCUGUCCAACUGGCACGUAUGGCGUCAUGUGCCACAAAGAGUGCGAUUGUGCCGAAAAGCGCUGCCACCCACAAACCGGCACCUGCGGAGAUGCUACAAGUGCCUUGGUGCCCAAUGUCACGCACGUCAUGAUACAAACGCUCAACUCUACCAUCGCCAAUAUAACGCACAAACUCGAUCGUAUAGCUAAGAAAAUUGUCACAAUAGCGACCAGCACGAGCAUACCACCACAUCUCACUGUCGCGCCCGAGGUCAUCGUUAUCAAGCAAGAGGAUCAGCAUACGCCGAAAAUUAUUGUUCAUCAACCCGUUGCGGCUGGCGGUUUGCUGGGCGAUUUGCAUGGUGCGGGUGGAAAGACACCAGAGGUGAUACAUGUAAUCACUGCAGCAGCGGCGGGCGCAGACUGGCCGACGAGCGCAAAUGGUACCAUCAUUGGUGCUACGCAAGAUGCAAAAUUGAGUUUGGCCGGCAUUAGCGGUGUACUUGACGCGCCUACGCACACCUUGGCGCCCACACCCACACCCACUGCGGCUGAACAUGAUGCGAAUUUGCUCAGCACGCUGCUCAUCAUACUCUUGAUUAUCAUUACUGCAAUCGGAUUUAGUUGGCUGUACAUAUAUCGACGUUACCAUUGGCAAAAGCAGCGCGUCGAAACAGCUUUGGCGGCGCGCAAUGCCAGUUUCGGUGGGCAGGCAGCGGAAUUGGGUACCGGAAGCGGCGCUAGCAGCCCGACGGAUGCCACCGCAAUGGCUGGCGUGGGCGGCAAAAGUUUCCUCAAGCCAUUGCCCGAUUUACCAGCCUUCACGCAAAUGGUGCGCAACAAAAUCGAGGGACCCGAAUUCUAUGACGCACCCAGCAAUAAUUCGUCUGUGAAUACGAGUACCACCGCCUACGAUUAUGCACGCAAGCUCUCGCUCUAUUCAGUUGUGUCGCCAAAGUCGCGCAAAGGUAGUCCGGAUUCGCAUUUGUACGAUGAGAUACGCUACCCGUCGGCAUAUCAACAUCAUAAUAAGCAACACCAACUGCAACAGCUACAACAACAACAACACAUCUUUAGCACACAACAGAGAAAGCACAGUCAACAAAAGCUGCAACAACAACAACAACAACAACAACAGAGUUUUCAGUCUCUUCACAACCACCAACAACUGCACAACCAUCAGCAACAACACCUUCUCAAUGCUUAUACUUUGGCACAACAAAAUUUACCAUCACAACCACAACAGCCAUCAACAACCAUACAGCAAACUCAACUCUCUGCAUUUAUUGCACAGCAGCCCUUGCCCACGUCCGCUACUAUUCAGCAGCAGCAGCAUCAUAUCGCUCAUCUAAUUAUACCACCGCAGAGUACCAACUACCUUCAAGUGCCAUCUCCGUCAUCGGCUGUCACUAACGCCAAUGCUACCAACAACAGCGCUCCACGGAAAGUGGCGCUCAUUUAAAAUUUUGAAUUAUUUUUAUAUGAUUUGAAUUCUUUAUGAAAGUAUUGUAACCGCACCAAAUAUUUUU